UUUCCUCAUUCUCUCAUCACAGUAAAAACCCUGAAUUCCUCUUCUUGUGCAACUGAUGAGGUGAAGACGACGAAGGAGAAGAAACCUCAAACUCGUAUCUCCUCACCGAAUUCUUCAAUUGUAAAGGAAAGAAGUAUAUUCAACUGAAAAGGUUGAGGCACCGUAGCAGAAGAUAUGGUUGACGCAUGGUGGUCCCUGUUAGGUGCCGCAAUUCCAGCCAUUGUUGCAGGACAAGCUUUGAGAGUGAAAAGACGGCAUGCUGAAGAGCAGAGAAUUAAAAGUGCUCGUGGAAGAGAAAAGAGCUCCGAUGACAUCUUUGUCUGUGAGAGAGUUUGUACGUCAAAGAGAAUGUUAAAGAGGGUUGGUGCAUUUUCCAAAGACCCAACUCCUGACACUUGUGUUACUGUCUGUGGUGUGUCUGAGCUCGAUGCUUGCUCUGAUGCGUGUGCUCGCACAGUCUGCGUUAAUCAACACCAAGUGCCCAACUGGAACGAUAUUUGCCUCCGGAGAUGUCAGAGUGAAUGCCUUAAACUCAGUACUUCUCAUCGUUCUUAAUGCUUGGUAUAUUCUCAUUUGCUUGACAAUUUUUUGCAUGCACCACCCAGUUUUUAGAUCUUGAACUGCGUAGCAUACUUGCUUCUAAUAUAUUAUAAGAUGAAAUCUUGGCAUGAUCUUUUGCAAGCAAUCAUUUUGGUUUAUCCUUGCCUGUAACACUUUCCAUUGUAGAUAGUCGAUGUUUCCUUGCUUUUUUCGUGA
Molecule: messenger RNA, 756 nt
Organism: Papaver somniferum (opium poppy)
Lineage: Eukaryota; Viridiplantae; Streptophyta; Magnoliopsida; Ranunculales; Papaveraceae
Exons: 2
Coding region: 175-555 (126 amino acids)
Source: RefSeq, a predicted model, not a curated record